This is a messenger RNA of Fusarium coffeatum, 987 nucleotides long. RefSeq lists its product as uncharacterized. Bases 1 to 987 code for a protein of 328 amino acids. Gene Ontology annotation, cellular component: U2-type spliceosomal complex; RES complex. The record is from RefSeq and is a predicted model, not a curated record. NCBI's taxonomy places the organism in Eukaryota, Fungi, Ascomycota, Sordariomycetes, Hypocreales, Nectriaceae. The transcript has a single exon. Gene Ontology annotation, molecular function: RNA binding. Gene Ontology annotation, biological process: mRNA splicing, via spliceosome.
AUGCCUUCAGACUUAUCGGCGUACUUGGCUUCAAAAUAUCUAGUUGCGGAUCCAAAACCAGCAAAGAAGCGAAAGCGCAAGCGUGGCGCCGAAGCCAGCAAUGGCCUUCUCAUAACCGACGACGACGAUUCGGGUUGGGGCAAUACCAAUGCGCAAGAAGAGGACGAAGGUCUAGAUGCCCCAGUCACGAUAUCUGGGCAAUCUGCCGAGUUCCGAAAAACUAAGAAGAGUAAUUGGAAGUCGGUAGGGGGCGACGCGACAGGGAAGGAUGACUCUGCGGCAGCUGCAGACGCGAUUCUGGCAUCAGCAGCGGCAGAGCAGAGCGCAGCCCGCGAUGAAGACGAGGAUAUGCCAAUGGUAGAGGAUGAUGGUUCAGCUGUCAAAAUGAGCGAUGGAACGCAUGCUGGAUUGCAAAGCGCCGCAACCGUAUCGGCACAGCUUAAGCGACGACGAAAAGAGGAACGUGAGGAAUUUGAAAAGCAUCGCAAAUCAGCCAAGGAGGAAGAAACAGUAUACCGAGACGCAACUGGUCGAAGAAUCGACGUAUCUAUGAAACGGGCCGAAGCACGACGCGCAGCCGCUGAGGCAGAGGAGAAAGAACGGCUUGCUAAGGAAGCUCUCAAGGGCGAUGUGCAGCUUGAGGAGGCCCGCAAGCGACGUGAGAAGCUUCAAGACGCUAAACUUAUGUCAUUUGCUCGCACAGUCGACGACGAAGAAAUGAAUCAAGAAAUGAAAGAGCAGGACCGUUGGAACGACCCCAUGAUGCAGUUCAUGAGCGAGAAGAAAGACAAAGACAAACAUGGGAAGAAAUCGAAACGGAAGCCGGUAUAUGCCGGCGCAGCACCGCCAAAUCGUUACGGAAUCAAGCCAGGGUACCGCUGGGAUGGCGUUGAUCGCGGCAAUGGAUUCGAGGCAGAGAGGUUCAAGGCGAUCAAUCGCAGAGAACGAAACAAGGGGUUGAAUUAUUCAUGGCAAAUGGAUGAGUAG